Molecule: messenger RNA, 7226 nt
Organism: Dicrocoelium dendriticum
Lineage: Eukaryota; Metazoa; Platyhelminthes; Trematoda; Plagiorchiida; Dicrocoeliidae
Source: the annotation of a GenBank genome assembly
GAUUAUAAUGAAUGGCCACUCGCUCAAUCAUAGUUGUUGCAUAACCAGUAUAGCCCACUUUAUGUGCGAUGUCUUACCCAUUUCGUUCCACCGAGUCUGAAGAAGUGAGAUUGAAUAGUGGUACCUUGACACAAUCGGGCCAAUGUCGUGACCAUGUGUCUUUUAUCGAGAAGAAGUUGUGUACACAAGUUGCUCGAAGGCGCAAAUGUACAGCCCAGCACGACUGCAAGGGUGCUGUUACUACGACUCACCUCCGCUCAUGUGCAGCUGAUUUAUUUAAACGGCGUCUUCGAUGGAUCCAGGCUGCAUACCAUGAGGAUCUUGUAGAGCUCAGCUUUAUUCAAAGCGGUUCUCUAUUAAUAGACUUUCCUCCUUGGAAGCUUAAAAAAUCCCAGGAGCUAAUCCAGGCAUUAUGCUCUGGUCACCUGGAUGCCGAAGAUCUAGCAUUGAUUGGAGGAUUUAUGUCUGGUGAAGUUGCAGCAGAUGAAUUUUUUCCUCUGGGCAGUGCCGCCAGUUCAUCACAGUCUGUUUUCGAUGGAGAAUCUGAUGAAGAGCGCGGAUUGGAUGAGCUCUCUUUACACCGGUUGGCUAUUGAAGAGUUGGAUGUCCUGAAACGCGUUGUGGAAUUGAAACAAGCAGGAUUGUGGUCGGUUGAUGAGGUCACUCUUGAAAGUAAUGAUUCUGGACCAGCAGAACCCGCUCCCAGCUUAUCCUCACUAGCUCCCCCUCCGGAACAAACACAGCGGGUCUACAGUGACUACCUUUUUGCCGAAUUACGUUGGUUGGCGGAGGAUUACAAACGGGAACGCCAGUGGAAAAGAGUCUCUGCCAAAAAGCUGGCUCUGGCAUCUAUUAAAGUUUGUCGAGAAAAAACCGAGCGAUCAAUGAAAGCGGAAAAGGAGGAAGUUCUACGCACGCGAAAAUUGUGCGCUGUCAUUACCCGUAUGGUGCGCGAUUUUUGGCGUCAAAUCGAUAAAAUCGUUCAUGCCAAACAACAAGUUCGUUUGACGGCAAAACGGCAACAAGCUAUCACUACUCACUUAGGGCGGGUGUUAGAAACCACCGAGGAAUAUACACGUUGGUUAACCCAAGAUAUGGCUGGCAAAUGUGCAGUUCACCCGGAUCCGAUUUCAAAAGCUAAUGACCCACCCGAACUGAAUGCAGAUGGAUGUGUCAACCGUUUGAAUUCCCUGGACAAAGUGUCCGAAGUUGCCUCCGAAGAAACUGGUAACCGAUCAACACUGUCUGAAGAACGGGAGCUCAGCUCUUCGGAUUCUGAGUAUAUGAACGAUAAUUCUGCUAAAUCUGAGGCCGAAGAUGAUGAGGAGACAAUCGAUCGAGAGGAGCGGGAAGCUGCAUCGUAUACAGCGGAGCCACUCCCUUCAGCUGAAACCGAAUUGGCCCAACUGGCAGCUGACGCAGACGCGCCGAUCGAGAAUCUUCUCCCACCUGGUUACUUCGAAUACUUAAUGAGUCAAUCAGUCACUGAGUGUACAACCGGCAGCAAGACAAUCGUCAAUACAUUUGAAUCCGAGACGAACAAGGCAGAGGACGUAAAGAAACAAGCUAUGGAAAUCACACAACCUUCAAUCUCAUCCACAGUACCCGUUCCUUUCUUGCUUACUGGUGGUACAUUACGUGAGUACCAGUUAGUGGGUCUAAAUUGGCUCGCCACUAUAUAUCAGAAGCGACUGAAUGGGAUUCUUGCGGACGAGAUGGGUUUGGGCAAGACCAUUCAGACCAUUGCUCUGCUGGCUCAUUUAGCCUGUGAGCAUGGGGUUUGGGGACCUCACCUCAUCGUGGUUCCGACAAGCGUGAUUUUGAACUGGGAAAUUGAAUUCAAACGAUGGUGUCCGGGCUUUAAAAUCAUCACCUACUUCGGCCAUGUGAAGGAGCGCAAAGAGCGACGUAAGGGUUGGACAAAAACCAACGCAUUUCACGUCUGCAUCACCUCUUACCGUCUGGCUAUCCAGGACUCCCCGGUGUUUCGACGCAAAAAGUGGAAGUAUUUAAUUCUGGAUGAGGCACAAAAUAUUAAGAACUUUAAGUCUCAACGCUGGCAAACACUGCUUACCUUCAACAGUCAGCGCCGUCUGCUGCUCACUGGGACGCCGUUGCAAAACUCGCUCAUGGAGCUCUGGUCCUUGAUGCAUUUUCUUAUGCCGAACAUCUUCCAAUCACAUCGUGAUUUCCAAGAAUGGUUCGCGUCUCCCCUCACAGGCAUGAUAGAAGGUAACAGCGAGUACAACGAGCAACUGGUGGCACGUUUGCACAAAGUUUUGCGACCAUUCCUAUUGCGCCGACUCAAAGCGGACGUGGAACGACAAAUGCCGAAGAAGUUUGAACAUGUGAUAAUGUGUCGCCUAUCCAGAAGACAGAGAUUCCUCUAUGACGAUUUCAUGAGACUGGGCAGCACCAAGGAGACCUUGAAGUCGGGACAUUUUCUCUCUGUUAUGAAUGUGCUGAUGCAGCUUCGCAAGGUUUGCAAUCAUCCCAAUUUGUUCGAGACACGACCCAUCAUCUCUCCUUUCCGCGUGGCUGACUACCUCCUAAGCUCGGACCUCCCCGCCUUGAUCUCCUCGGUCAGUCAUCCAUUUUUGGUCCUCGGCCCAUCGGCCAACGGGGGUCCGAGUCCGAUCUCCAGCGCGUCCGCUUACACUGAACCCGAUCUAAGUUGGCUGGACCGAGCAGGCACCGCAGCCCGUCUCCUCGGUCAAACGUGCAAUCUUGCUGAGAUGGCUCGUGAUCUCCCAACCUUCGUUGCCCAGCGCUGCCGUGAUUUGUGCGCUCGUUCUAACUUGAUCACCGUUAUUGACACAAUGGAUGUUGUGGACGACGUGUCCACGAAGAGGAAGUCCGUUGACACUACUCGUUGUAUUGACAAGUUAGAUGGAGUUCGAAACAGUUUUCUAUCGCGUAAUGUAAUCAGAACCGUACAGGAAGAGCGAUUUGGCAAUUUCAUUAUCUAUCCGCGAUUGGCCCAGCCGGUACCUGUGGAUCCAGUAAUUGUGGCCGUUUCCCCACCCUCCAGACCGUGCAAUACUGGUAUGCCCAAGUCCAUUUUGCGGAAUCGGACCUCCGAACGUCAUAAGAGACUCGCUGUUAUGGCCCGCAUUAAUGAACGACGUUGUGAUAUUUAUGAUCGUGUAUCGCGGACUCCUCAUCUCGGCCCUCCUGAUUUUGAAAGUCCCCUAGGACCGGAUUUAGUCCACCUUGUCACGCGCAUGACUCGAGAGCCAUGUGCGUCUCUGGGCUCUCGGUCUGUUUACCUGGGGCUAGUGAACGGCUGGUUGGCUUGCCAUCGAAGUUUGCACUGGUGGCCAAGUCGGGAUGAUGCUUACGGCCGAUCACCUGUCCAGUCCAGAGUGGAACAAGCGGCCUGUUUGCCUGUCACUCGAGCAUCCUUUCCAGAGUCUGGUUCCCGUCUCGGUCCCGAAGCCUCUUGGGCCACUCGGUGGUUGUGGAGUCAAGACUGCACUGCUCUUCGAAUGAUGCUUUCGCAUCCUGCAGACUACUUGCACGAUUUAGAUGAUCUACUAAAGAGGUUCUCAUUUGUCGUCCCCCUCGUCAUUUCGUCUGGAUUCACACCGCACACAUCCUGUCCGAAAUACCGUUCUCAACUGGUGGGACAAUCCCAGCGGAUUUAUUCGCUGCUAGCGUCUAGCUGCCUGCCCGCUGUUUGCUUGCCUUCGUCGGGCUCAGAUACACCAACAUCUCGGGGUACGCGCAACACCCUGCCUCUGAGUCCGUUGUCAUGGCUGAUGCCCGUGCAAUUGCACCGAAUUGCUACCGCAUGCCGCAUUCAGUUCCCCGAUUCCCGCCUUAUUCAAUACGAUUGUGGCAAGCUACAACGUCUGGAUUUAUUACUGCGCGAACUGAAGGCUGGUGCUCAUCGGGCUCUCAUUUUUACUCAAAUGACACGCAUGUUGGACAUAUUGGAGCAGUUCUUGGCUUAUCAUGGACAUCGAUAUCUUCGCCUAGACGGAGCGACUAAGGUGGAGCAGCGACAGGUCCUCAUGGAACGAUUCAACCAAGACAAUCAAAUCUUCGUGUUUAUUUUGUCCACUCGGUCCGGAGGAUUGGGAGUCAACCUCACCGGUGCAGACACCGUCAUUUUCUACGAUUCCGAUUGGAAUCCGACCAUGGAUGCCCAGGCACAAGAUCGAUGCCAUCGUAUCGGGCAGACUCGAGAUGUGCACAUCUACCGAUUGAUCAGCGAGCGCACCGUAGAAGAGAACAUCCUUCGUAAAGCAAACCAGAAACGAUUUCUUUCUGAUGUUGCCAUCGAAGGUGGCCGCUUUACAACUGCUUUCUUCAAACAGAACACCAUAUCCGAAUUGUUCGCGGAGCCUACAGGACUCCAGGAUCUUGUUCAAGAAAAGCAGAAGGGGGAUGAUCAACCCAUUAGCACUGACCCCAUCUCUUCCAUUGGCUUACAAGGCAGUGGAACGCCUAGUUUCACCACAGAGGAUGAGCUAUCCGUAACACCUUCUCCAUCCACUGUUCCGUCGGAGGAAACACAGUUUGCUGCGUUAUUGGAAGCUUGCGAAGAGGAUGAAACGGACAGGAUUGCUAUCAAGCAAGCCAUGGCAGAAGCCAAGGCCGACUUAGCAGAGUUUGAUGAAACUAUCCCUCUCGAUGAUGCCAGCCGCUCAGGUGCCGAUGGCGCUCUCUUUGGUCCCGAAGUAAACAGUAGUGGAUCGGAUAUCAUCGCUCGGUUCGCAUUGAGCAAGAGACAACAUCGAGGCACUUCUUCAGUUUCAGCUCCCACAGACGGCCAACCGAAUGAGUCAGUCCACACUGUAGAUGCCGCACUUACUGACCUCUCACCGGCGGACGAGACUACGGAGUGUCCAGUUGAGCGGGAACUGAUGGAAUUUGAAGGGACCCUUCUUCCUAUUGAACGAUUUGCUGUUCACCAAUUGGAAGAGCAACGAGAGGCAAUGUUGAAUGAGGAGCUCGUGUACGCCGAUGCCCAGUUGACGGAAUCCAAUGAAACAUGGCGACUGGAACAGCUCAAAGCGCUUCACGUGGCCGACGAGACUAGGGCCGAAGUGGAAGAGGAUGAUAUGCUCUAUUGCUAUGGUACCUACGACCCAUCUGCCCAGCAUUUGGCCGAGUUGGAGCGUUUGGAACGGAUCAUUGCGGAAGAGGAGGCUGCGGCGGACCGCUCCGCCAAUGCACCACGUACUCGCGGCCGAGGCGACCGCUUCCCCAGACCUACUGGUGGAAUCAAACGAGGUCGUGGUCGCGGUCGUGGCCGCGGCGGGCACUCCCAGUGGAGAGCCGACAUUCAAGCGGACGAUACGUCGACAAAUGAAACGGUGCUGAGUGAGCAGGUCGAGCACAAGCGGUCAGCUGUUCGUCCGCGUUAUGCUGAGAGCAGCGAGAGUGAUCGUGACAGCGAUUUAGAGCGCUCCCACAUUCCGUCACAACACCUCCCAACUGAACGCGACGCACAAUUUCGCAAAAAUACUCAAGAAUGGGAAAUCUUCGUAUCCUAUGAAGAUAAUGGUAAUGAUACCGAAACGCAGAAGUGGAGUUUCAGUUCGCGUCCUUCUCACUCCCCACCAGUUUCCCAUACACAUCGUACCUCAGCACAUGUUCCUCGUGGAAAACGUAGAGGCUUACCAUCGAGGUUCCUCAUCCCCAGAAAGAUGCCUAGGGUGUAUUGUACUUCUUCUCGCACUCAUGGUGAACAAAUCGCUCAGCAUGCUCCGGUAGCAAGACGUCGAGGUCGACCUCCCAAGCGUCUGACAUCGAACCCAAUCUUGGGCUCAUUCGUACGUUCCAAUCACUUUGUUACUACCCCAUCCGUUUCACCCAAAAGGCCACUUCCGACCACUUUCGAUCGAUCAUCACCGGAGUCGUCCAAAAAGAGACUUGAUCAACGGAUAGCGUUUUCUUCCAGAAAUACCGCCGUUCAUCAAGAGGCUAUGCGGCUUUCGAAUCCAAGAUCUUUCACCUCUGUUGAACUCUCGGAUUCGGAUGAAUCGUCCGUUGUUCAGGCUGGGCGGGGUAAAACUCCAGGACCACUGUCUGCGAGGCCAAACAGGUUUCCACCCGUUAAGACGGCACCUGCAAUACGUCCUGUGAAUGAGGCGCCGUCGUUCGGGCAUAUGACCACCUUCGAAACUCGACGCAUCAAUCCCACCUCGGUGUCAAAUUCCCUCCCAAAUCCCGUGAAAGUCUUCACUAUUAAACCGAUCACGACGCCGAGGGCCUCCAAUCCUUCAAACCAAUCCGGCUUCACUAUCCCCAGCAAAUCAACGCCUCCACGCAGCACACAUCCAACCACAACAACUCCAACGAGCCGUCCUUCAGAACCAGUUAUUCCGGUCCAGUCAGUUGGAACAGGCAUCCGUACGAGUUUACCUGCCGGUCAACUGUUCACCGCAACUGGGCAACCAGUGUUCGUGAUCACCAGAGAGAUGAAGACGCCGACAGGUGAAGUGUACCAACAACGGUUCACACAUCCCGUGGUGCCGCCUCCUCAGUUCACUAAUGCUGUCCACCGGCUCGCACGACCGACAGGAGCAGUGCAGUCACCGCUGGUAUCGGUGGCAAACAUCAACUCACCUGGUUGGUCCACAAUCCGAGUUUCCCCUGUGCCACCCAGUCCACGUUUCCCAGUUAUCAGACUUGCCAGCCCCACCAAAACUGUACAACUCGUACCUUCGAUCCAAACUAACACUCCCGUGCGAGCUACGCCGCGGACAGUGGCUAGCUCUCCCAUUUUCAUGGUCCCGUAUAACUCAGCCGGUCAAGCAGGUACCAAUAUCCCUGUCAUUCGAACGAUACCCACCAUUCGAUUGGUGACAUCUGAUUCUACAGCGACUCAGGGAGCAGCAUGCAUCCCGAAUGGAAUCACAGUUACCUCUCAUCCCACUCACAUCCAGCUCGUCAAUAUUAGUAACGUUACAACCAAUCCCCGUGCCCCCACUUGAACUCGUUCACUGAUCAGUUAUUUUUGUCCCCAUGUCGAUAUGAGUACGAAUAGAUUCUCUCCAAUUUUUUCUCCAUUAUCUGCUAUUGCACAUUCGCUCCUCACCGGUCAACUGAGCCUCGGCAGUCAAUUUGUGAUGUACAUAGCAUUCCUCAAUGCACCAAUGUACAGUUGUCUAUUUUUACACUCCAGUCUCGUGUGCUUGACUUAUUUCCUGAUUGAUCUUUGUUCUCAGGAUCUCUCAGUUGAACAUAUUCUACAUGGAACUGAUUGUCUUCCC